Molecule: messenger RNA, 1205 nt
Organism: Petromyzon marinus (sea lamprey)
Lineage: Eukaryota; Metazoa; Chordata; Hyperoartia; Petromyzontiformes; Petromyzontidae
Source: RefSeq, a predicted model, not a curated record
UACACACACACACGUGGUACACACAUACACGUGGGGUGUCAGUGGGCAAGCCUUGCCCACUGACACCCCACGUGUAUGUGCAGAUGAGCGGGCGCGCUGGGCGAGCGGGCAUUGAACGGCACGGAGAGAGUUUCCUGCUGUGCUCUCCCUCUGAGCUGACUGUCGCCCUGAGGAUCGUCGCUGGUGCCCAGCGCCCCGUCCACAGCUGCCUCCUGGGAGGGCCGGGGAAGGGACCCAGCAUGCAAAUGGCACGUGCCCUGCUGGAGGUGAUCGUUGGUGGAGUUGCUAACUCACGCGCUGACUUGCACCGCUACGUCUCCUACACUCUGCUUGCAUCAAGCCUGGCCCAGUCUGGCGGUGGUGGUGGUGGUGGUGAUGGUGGUGGUGAUGGUGGUGAUGGUGGUGGUGGUGAUGGUGGUGGUGGUGGUGGUGAUGGUGGUGGUGGUGGUGAUGGUGAUGGUGGUGGUGGAGAAAGGGGCGGAGUCAUGGCCAGAAGGGGCGGAGACUCGGCCCCAGGGGGCGGGGACUCGGCCCGAGGAGGCGGGGACUCGGCCCGAGGAGGCGGAAACUCGGCCCCAGGGGGCGGGGACUCGGCUCCAGGGGGCGGGGACUCGGCCCCUGGGGGCGGGAACUCGGCCCCUGGGGGCGGGAACUCGGCCCCUGGGGGCGGGUACUCGGCGCCAGGGGGCGGAGACUCGGCCCGAGAAGGCGGGGACUCGGCCCCAGGGGGCGGAGACUUUCCCCGAGGGGGCGGAGCCUUUCCCCGAGGGGGAGGAGUCGUGCUGAGUGAGGCGGUGGUGGAGGUGCUGAACCGCUCCCUCUGCUACCUGGAGGACAACGAAUUUGUGUCAAGAGCCACAGGCGACAGAGGUGAGUUGUUUGUGGGUUCCCCUCUUGGCCGUGCCGCUGUUGCCAGCAGCUUGAGCCCUCCGGACGCCAUCGCUGUGUUCCAGGACUUGGAGCGAGGACUUGAUGUGGCACACUCGACACAGAUCUACACCUCCUGUACCUGGUGACUCCUCUGAACAGCGACGUAGUCACCCUGGACUGGCGCUGCUAUCUGUCGCUGUGGGCCUCCCUGCCGGCGGCCCGCCGCAGGGUCGGGGCCUUGGUGGGCGUGUCCGAGGCCUUCCUAUGGCGGGCCGCCAGCAGCAACGCCGACCCUAGGCCGCCGCGCGGGGCCCGAGGAGGAGCUAAGGGGGGAG